UGUGAGAGGCGGCCCGGCGCGGGGCCGCGCGCGCCAGCCAGCGCCGGCCGCGGAGCCGCCGCCGCCGCCGCUCCAGACCGCGCCGACCUUCCUGGCGGCCCGACUCGCCGCCCCGCCGGAGAAGCCGCGCGGGCUGCCACCCCACAUCAGGCGCCGCGGUCCCACGGCCCGGGCAUGGUCAUUAUGUCAGCGGAGCGGCUGGCGGCCCGGCACAAGGCGGAGCUGAACGGGCCCGGCUCGAGCCCGGCUGUGCAGGCGGCCGGCUCGCCGACCCCCGCCGCGCCCGCCGACUCGCACAUCCUGCACGGCCACGCCGACGAGUCGCCCAAUCACAUCGUCUACAACAAGAUGGAGCGAAUAGUGGAGCGGAUGCAAAAUGAAAAGGCGGGUGUUCCGGUGCGAACGGUGAAGUCGUUCCUGUCCAAGAUUCCGUCGGUCUUCGCUGGGGCAGACCUGAUUGCGUGGAUGCUGAAGAACCUGGACGUCGACGAUCAAGCCGAGGCGCUGCACCUCGCUCACCUCAUGGCUGCGCACGGCUACCUCUUCCCCAUCGACGACCACACGCUGACCGUCCGGAGCGACGGCACAUUCUACCGCUUCCAGACACCAUAUUUCUGGCCGUCCAAGUCCUGGGAGCCAGAAAACACGGAUUACGCCGUGUACCUCUGCAAGCGCACCAUGCAAAACAAGACACGCCUGGAGCUGGCCGACUACGAGGCCGAGAACCUGGCCCGACUGCAGAAGAUAUUCUCCAGGAAGUGGGAGUUCAUCUUCAUGCAGGCGGAGGCGCAGUCCAAGGUCGACAAGAAGAGGGACAAGCUGGAACGCAAGAUCCUGGACAGCCAGGAGCGCGCUUUCUGGGACGUGCACCGGCCGGUGCCCGGCUGCGUCAACACGACCGAGGUGGACAUCAAGAAGGCGUGCCGGAUGAACCGGCCGGUGCCGGGGCGGCCGGUGCCGGCCCAGUGCGGCCAGCUGCCGCCGGCAGCCGCCACAGCCGAGGGCGCCUCCGGCCUGCCCCCGGCCGAGCGGGCGGCGGCCCUGGCCGCCGACGCCGAGCGCAUCCGCGUCAGCAUCGACCGCUGCAGUCUGCGGGUCUCCAAGGUGGCCGAGACGUUCAUCAGCUUUUACGAGCAGUAUCUCGAGUACGAUCCCAUUCUGACGGUGCAGGAGCCGUCCAACCCGUGGCUCAGCGACAGCACGGAGCUCUGGGAUCUGGAGAAGUCCGGCAAGGAGAUCGCGCCCCGCCGGGUCAAACGCUGGGCGUUCAGCCUGCACGAGCUGCUGCGCGACCCGAUUGGACGCGACCAGUUCGUUAGGUUCCUCGACAAGGAGUACAGUGGCGAGAAUCUCAGGUUCUUUCUGGCGCUGCAGGAGCUGAAGACGCUGCCACAGCGUGCCGUGGCGGCGCGCGUGCAGGAGAUCUGGAGCGAGUUCCUCGCGCCGGACGCCAGCGUGCCCGUGAACAUCGACUCCAGGUCGCUGGACGUCACCAAACGCAACAUGGAGCAGCCCGACCGCUGGACAUUUGAUGCGGCUGGGGCCCAUCUCUACCAACUGAUGAAGUCGGACAGUUACUCGCGUUACCUUAGAUCGGAAAUGUACAAAGAGUACAUGGCAGGUACCAAAAAGAAGAUUUCGGUCCGAGGGAUUCGCUCCAUUGUCUCAUUCACAACGAAGAAAGAGUCGUCAUGAUCGCGGCUGCGGCUGGUCUACCACAGUCCGCCGGGCGGCGCGGCCAUCUGCGUCCGCGCCGCCGCCGCCCGCCGCACAGGGGUGCUGCACAUUUGGGACCAGUGGGAGUGGACCGCGGCCUCCGCACCGGGCCGCCGCGUCUGGACGACAGAGGGCCCGCCGUGGCGAGGCCCGCCGCACUUGCGGACAGUGUCGGCACGCCGGCCGAGGGACAGCGCGCCGGCCGAGGGACAGCGCGCGUCCGGGCGGCGGGACGCUCCGGGCUGUGUCGGGACGGCGGCGGCGCGGCCCCGGCCGCCGGAAGAGGGGCGCGCCGCCGACAGUGCGAGUCUUGGGACCACGCCAGCGCUGUGGGCCAGCGAAGCCAGCGGAGCCCGAACCAGUCAGCAGUGCCGGCCGCCAUUUUUAGAGCAUAUUUUUGGAUAGGGUUGACGAAUGUUUGUUUCGGGAGCCCGGAGCUCUCCUCGGCUCCUCUCCCUUGUUCGUUUGCGCCGUGAUUGUAGGCGUUCUGAGGUUAGAUCUGUGAGUCAGUCUUCAGCGGUGUUGUGAGGAGGUUGCCGCAUUCUUGUACUGUCGAGUAGAGCGCAGUGAACCCACGAGCUUCACUGGCCGGCGCCGCUCUGUGCUGUGGUACAUGCGACGGAUCUGAAACCCGACGGCAACGGUGUCUGCGAUCACGGAGGAGAGCCGUGCAUCUUGUGUACUGCCCGCGGCGGCGGCGGCCGCCGCCACCAACCGCCGCGCAUCCUAUCGGGCUCGGCCUGCGCCCGCUUGUGACCUCGAGCCGGCGGCCGGCCGCCCCGCCUCCCGAUCCUGUGUUUGUGCCCGCCGGCCGCACUGCCGGCCCGCACCAGUGGCCGGCGCGGCCAGCGGCCUCUGUCACCAACUAGUAGGUACAAAUGCUGAUCAAUACCCGGCCGCCGCGACAGACCCGCGCCGGGCUACUGUUCCCCGUUAUGCUCCGGGCCUGUUCCCUGGCCAUCUUUGCCCCCCCCCCCCACCCCUCCUCUUUCCCGCCAUCCCCGUGAAGAGUCACAAGGUCACUGACCAAAGUCGAGGUGAGCAAG
Molecule: messenger RNA, 2762 nt
Organism: Pollicipes pollicipes
Lineage: Eukaryota; Metazoa; Arthropoda; Thecostraca; Pollicipedomorpha; Pollicipedidae
Product: regulator of G-protein signaling 7
Exons: 14
Coding region: 175-1695 (506 amino acids)
Biological process (GO): intracellular signal transduction; G protein-coupled receptor signaling pathway; positive regulation of GTPase activity
Cellular component (GO): cytoplasm; neuron projection
Molecular function (GO): GTPase activator activity
Source: RefSeq, a predicted model, not a curated record